Messenger RNA from Ustilago hordei, 405 nucleotides. RefSeq lists its product as uncharacterized. The record is from RefSeq and is a predicted model, not a curated record. Bases 1 to 405 code for a protein of 134 amino acids. Lineage: Eukaryota; Fungi; Basidiomycota; Ustilaginomycetes; Ustilaginales; Ustilaginaceae. The transcript has 5 exons.
AUGAGUGACUCAGCCACAAUCACAAUCCCAACUUGGAACGAGGAUGUCGCCGAACAACAGCAGGCCGUCUCUGUCGACAAGGGCAAAGGCAAGGCGAGAGCUGUUGAGCCAGAAGUCGACGAGGACGAUCAAGACGACGAGGGCGCCGAUGACGACGAAGAAGAGGAACAAGACGAAGGGUUCAGCAUUGACGAUGACGAGCUCGCCGAGCUCAUCCAAGACGAAGAAGAGCUUGCAGAGAUCGACACAUCCAACAUCGUCUGGACGGGACGUCGACGCAAUGCUCCGCUCGACUACAGCUCUGAGGAGGCUCUCAAACAGGCUGGUCUCGACAAAAGUUCCGCUGCAGUCGAGCAAGAAGAGGACGAUGCCGAGUUCGAGGGCGAAGGCAUGGACGACGAAUGA